GAGAUAGACUUCCGGCUCUACCGGAAGGAACUUGGCCGACACGUGAGACCAUCAGUUAGAAAGAGCUGCAGACGAAAUUGGAACGUCUCGUUUCGGCGUUGUCAUGUUUCUCCAGUAUUAUCUCAACGAGCAGGGAGACCGGGUCUAUACGCUGAAGAAGCUUGACCCUAUGGGACAACAGACCUGCUCGGCGCAUCCUGCUCGGUUCUCCCCGGAUGACAAAUACUCUCGACACCGAAUCACCGUCAAGAAACGCUUCAAGGUGCUCAUGACCCAGCAACCGCGCCCUGUCCUCUGAGGGUCCCUUAAACUUCAUGUCUCUUCUGCUACCCCUCAGAGACUUUCUGAAACCAAGCUCUUCAAACUGUGAGCCUUGAAGCCUUCUUACCACCCUUGCUAUUUGGAAUCUGGUUUCAUCGUUUUCCUUGAUCGUGCUUGUGCAGAGCAGUCAUGGUAGCCUCCCUCUUAAGGGAGCAAGUUUGAAUUUUCUUUCCCUAUUUUGAAUCACUGCUAGGUUAUUAAAAUGAUUUGAAAAAGCUCUUA
This is a messenger RNA of Mustela erminea (ermine), 543 nucleotides long. It is a transcript of the gene NOP10, whose product is annotated as NOP10 ribonucleoprotein. NCBI's taxonomy places the organism in Eukaryota, Metazoa, Chordata, Mammalia, Carnivora, Mustelidae. The record is from RefSeq and is a predicted model, not a curated record. Gene Ontology annotation, cellular component: box H/ACA telomerase RNP complex; box H/ACA snoRNP complex. Gene Ontology annotation, molecular function: box H/ACA snoRNA binding; telomerase RNA binding. The coding region runs from base 104 to 298 and encodes 64 amino acids. The transcript is spliced from 2 exons. Gene Ontology annotation, biological process: ribosome biogenesis; positive regulation of telomerase RNA localization to Cajal body; snRNA pseudouridine synthesis.